CAGGCACCAAGGCUGCAGCAUCCUCCAGCAGGCGGUGGUAUUCUGCCCUGACCUUCCCAGGAAACACAGAUCUUUUCUGGGACCAGCCAGCCUGGGACUCCCGGCGACAGUGGCUGAGUAGCUUGCGGGAACGCCCCUCCGGUGCACGCACAGCCAGAGAAAGGUUCAGAGACUUUGGCAGUGCCCGGGUGCAGAUCCCUGUCAACGCAGACUUACAGACUCGGGUCCCGCGGGGCUGCUGAGUGAAUUGGGGUAGCCGCCGGCUCUCCUGCAGUGGCCAAGAUGUAUAACUUGUCGCUCUCCGAGCCUGGCGGGGACAAUGUGUCCUGCGGCGGCUUGACUCUGGGCUGUCCCAACGGGUCGAGCCCCGCGCCUCUGCCGCUGCCGCAGCCACUGGCCGUAGCAGUACCUGUCGUCUACGCGGUAAUCUGCGCGGUGGGACUGGCGGGCAACUCAGCGGUGUUGUACGUGCUGCUGCGCGCGCCGCGCAUGAAGACUGUCACCAACGUGUUCAUCCUCAACCUGGCUAUCGCCGACGAGCUCUUCACCCUCGUGCUGCCCAUCAACAUCGCCGACUUCCUGCUGAGGCGCUGGCCCUUCGGGGAGGUCAUGUGCAAGCUCAUCGUGGCCGUCGACCAGUACAACACCUUCUCUAGCCUCUACUUCCUCACCGUAAUGAGCGCGGACCGCUACCUGGUGGUGCUGGCCACAGCCGAGUCGCGCCGGGUGUCGGGGCGCACUUACGGUGCUGCGCGCGCUGUCAGCCUGGCAGUGUGGGGGCUAGUGACUCUGGUCGUGCUGCCCUUCGCGGUGUUCGCCCGGCUGGACGAGGAACAGGGCCGACGCCAGUGCGUGCUGGUCUUCCCGCAGCCAGAAGCCUUCUGGUGGCGUGCCAGCCGCCUGUACACACUGGUCCUGGGCUUCGCCAUCCCGGUCUCCACCAUCUGCGCCCUCUAUACCACCCUGCUGUGCCGGCUGCGUGCCAUCCAGCUAGACAGCCAUGCCAAAGCCCUGGACCGAGCCAAGAAGCGUGUGACCUUGUUGGUGGCGGCGAUCCUGGCUGUGUGCCUCAUCUGCUGGACGCCUUACCACCUGAGCACCAUAGUGGCGCUUACCACCGACCUGCCGCAAACGCCCCUGGUCAUUGGCAUCUCCUACUUCAUCACCAGCCUGAGCUAUGCCAACAGCUGCCUCAACCCCUUCCUCUAUGCCUUCUUGGAUGACAGCUUCCGCAGGAGCCUUCGGCAGCUGGUGUCGUGCCGUGCCGCCUGAUGCCCUCUGGACCCGAGGCAGCAGUGCCAUCUGGGUUCAGGGGAACCCCGUGAGUGCAGUUCCCAAGCAGCAGCCCCGACGUCCUGUCCUGAGGCCCCUUCCUGGCAUGCAGAACCGCAGACUCUACUCAGAACUGUGUGAUUCCGGAUUUGCUCAGCCCCGAGGUGAGGUAGAGGAUAGGUUGGGUAAGGACACAGCACUGCUUUCUCCUUACAGCAAAGGGCAGAGCUUGAUCCCUGAACUUAGGGUGAGUGACUUAAGCAGUGUUGUUGAAACGUGAGUCUAAUUUUCCCGAUGUCUUAGGCGCCCCCCCUCCAGCGACUCAGCGCUUGCUGUGUAUUUUGCUACUUUGCCUUCCACAACAGAUGCCAGUGCUUUUGGUCACGCCGGUAAACAGCCUGUCCUGACCCUUCUUAGGUGCAUUCUAACUGCCUGGUAAGGGUUAAGGCCAUGCCUCACUGGAGAUGUUGAGGGUGGGCGUGGGGGUGGUGAAGGAGGCUGGAGCCUGGCUAUGACUGACAAGAAUAAAGAUAAUCACCUACCCAGAUUCCCCGACAAUCUUUCUUCUUUCCAACCUCUGGUUUCACCCUAAAGACGAUCACAGAGGCUGCAAGGGCCAAGAGUUAAGAGAAAUCACCAGAGCCAGGUUCCAGCGCCCUCUUGAGGAGCCAGGUAUCCAGCGAGUUUCUGAGAGCUGCUUCUGUAGUGGGGUGCACCAGCCAAGAGCUGUUAACAACAUAUUGGUCCUUUGUGGUUUCUGUAAAGUACUCCAAAACAUCCCUCAUGGACUUCACCGGUCUCAUACGACUUGGACCAUUGUAAUUGUUUGUGUGUGCAGUUUUUGAGGAGAAAGAACUCUAUAAAUAAUACAUGUGUCUUAAUCUCAUAGGCUACUUAGAGGACUGUAAAAACAAAAAAUGCAACUUGUUCCAUCCUUGGUUUCACUUCCUGACUGUUCUUCCAGGACCUCCCUUCAGUGACAGCCCCAAGUGGGACCCGCCUCACACCCCAAGCUUUUUCUUGGCUAGACCCUUGCUUACACUCUAACCACAGGGAAGUCCUAAGCUUUGUUCAGUUCUCCGGGCUUGCCUCUGGAAGCCGUGGGAACAUGUUUCUGGUUUCCCACGGGGAUCAGCUGGUACCUGCUUUUAUAUCCUUUUUCUCUACCUGUGAAAGACAAACUUGGAGGAGGAGUCUGACCAGUCCUCUGCAGUUCACACCUCAGACACAAGGCCUGGGACAACCAGACCCAUCACUCACUGCACUGUCUUAAACGGUGUGUUUAGGAUGAAUGACAGGAAGGAAUGAAUGAUUUUAAAGUUUGUUUUCUAUGGGAAAGCUCUCUUUUAUGUGUAACACGAGUGUUACCAGGAGAUUUUGUUUACCUAAUUUGGCAUUCAAGCCACUUUCUCAGUAAUUUAUAUUCAAAACACCCUUCAAAAGUAUGCAGAAGGAGGGAGCCCAAGCUCCUCUCUGAUUUUGGUGAAUGAGAAUUGGUUCUUUAGUUCUUAGGGUUGUGGGAAAAUGAAGAUAAUUUUCAAGUAUUAGCUGAGAAAGUGAAUCUAAGGCUGUGUGUCUUGAGUGCAAAUAACAGUAAAUUGUUCAAAAUAAAGCUUUCCAACAGUCAUGCCUUUGAACCAUGGCCAUCACGGACUCAGAAUCGGCCUUUGCUGAGCCUUCAGAGGUGUCUGGAAUGUGUUCAAAUAGUCUUCAAAUUUCUGAGUAGCAUUCUACAGAUAUUUCUUUAAAACUGAAUUCUUGUAUGAGUGCUCUGUAAUUUUUCAAAAAUAGUGUUUUAUAACUUAGUGACCUUUAGAUUGUCCAGGAUGAUGGUAAAUGACAUGGAAGUUUGACCACAGAUGCCAAGCCAUGCCAUGUCACUUUAGCUGGAAAUUUGGUCUUCAUAAACACAGCAACAACACAGAUCAGAGGGAGGUCCAUGAAGUUUUCUGUCUAUUGUAUCACCCCUACUGGGGAUGGAUCUGUGUCUGUCCUGUAGUCUCUGGAUGCUGCUGGAAAAAACACAGGUAUGAAUAUUAUUUUGUCCCUCACAGCCAGGUAUAGACACUGAAAACCUAGUUUUCAGAAAGAGGACUCAGCAUCAAUGUCACUCUGGCUUUCUAAGUCCCUGAUUAUCACCUCUAAGGCCACUACUAUUUUUGUGAGAUUUGGGAGUCCAGACAGUAUGUCUUAUAGCUACCUUCUAUGUCUUAGAUAAUACAUAGAGGAAAUAAGCAAACAAGCCAAACAGGAGUAAAAUUUAUAAUUCCAUGUUAAUUCUUACAGUCUUUGUGUAAACUAUGCUGUUUGUCUUUACCCUUCUAACAUUUAAAAGUGUAAAUUUGGUUUCAUUCAAUUUAGUGUAAUUGUAAAAUGUAGGUUUUAUGCUUUCUCAAGAAAUGCAGAAAUUUGCUAAUCAACUGCAGAUUUCAGUUUAAAAUAAAAGCUGAAACAUUCUGUGUGACGAGUGUAUAUUAUGUUUCCAAAAAAAGAAAGCAAAACAAAAACCAACCAAGCAACACCACAAAAAACAAAACCA
Messenger RNA from Peromyscus maniculatus bairdii (prairie deer mouse), 3811 nucleotides. RefSeq names its product neuropeptides B and W receptor 1 (gene Npbwr1). NCBI's taxonomy places the organism in Eukaryota, Metazoa, Chordata, Mammalia, Rodentia, Cricetidae. Gene Ontology annotation, molecular function: neuropeptide receptor activity; neuropeptide binding. Gene Ontology annotation, cellular component: plasma membrane; neuron projection. Gene Ontology annotation, biological process: neuropeptide signaling pathway. The record is from RefSeq and is a predicted model, not a curated record.